Molecule: messenger RNA, 1097 nt
Organism: Ipomoea nil (Japanese morning glory)
Lineage: Eukaryota; Viridiplantae; Streptophyta; Magnoliopsida; Solanales; Convolvulaceae
Product: BAG family molecular chaperone regulator 5, mitochondrial
Exons: 2
Coding region: 188-793 (201 amino acids)
Biological process (GO): protein folding
Cellular component (GO): plasmodesma
Molecular function (GO): protein-folding chaperone binding
Source: RefSeq, a predicted model, not a curated record
CUUAAAGCAAAAGCGAGGACCGUUAGUCAAAUGGCAGUGGGACCACUAACGGCGUAAUACCCGCCAAAAGUUGGCCCCAAGUAUAAAUGACACUCUCUCCUCUUCUCCAACCUUCUUUUACCGUUCACGCGCUCCGCCGUGUCCACCGCUCACCUCCACCACCGACGCCGCCGUGUGUCUCUUCCCAAUGAGAGGUGCCUUCUUCUUCCCGUUUCCCACAACCACCACUACAGUCACUCAAACUUUCCACAAUGACCACCCUACCCCCCGUUCCGAACACAAUACCUUCCAAAUUCCCGUCCAGUCCCCGUCCGAUGAUCAACAACCCGCCGCUGCAGCCGCCGUUAAGAUACAGUCGGCUUACCGCUCUCACGUGGUCCGCAAGCUCGUCAAGAAGAUCUCGGCCGUCAAUCGCGAAGCUAACUAUCUCCAACGCCUCAUCCAACUCCAGGAGACGGUUGAUGCUGUGAGAAGCAACGAGCGGGAGAGGAUCAGAAUCAACGAAGCAUUGAUGGGAUUACUGUUCAGAUUAGACUCUGUUCCCGGUGUUGAUCCAACGGUCAGGGACUUGAGGCGACAUGUUAGCCGGAGGAUCGUAGGGUUGCAGGAGAUACUGGAUGCGGUUUCGGAUGCCAAAAUCGAAAGUUGGGACGGUUUCUUGAGGGACUGGGAUGAUGUUCUCGAGAAAAUCGAGAGCGAAGUUUGCAAGGAAAGAGGGAAUGGAGAUCUGGAGAGGUUUUGUGCUGAGCAUUUGGGAUUUCGAUGCCUUCAACAGUUUCUUCGUGAUAACUGAUAAGUUUAAUGGUGUUCUAUCUCUCUAUAUAAUAUAUAUAUAUAUAUGCACACUUCUUAUAGAUCCACUACCAGAACUAAACUGCCUUAGCUUGCUUUCUGUAUAUAUUACAAUACAAAAAAAAUAGAAUUGUGAGUAGAUAUGCCUUAUGGCCUGGAUAUCAUUUUGCUUUUAUUAUUCGACUCUAAGUUGUCUGGCAUAGUGACAUAUAUACCUUAAUUUUGUCAAUUCCCCAGUUGGAAUACUUUGUUUAAUUUUUGCAAUGUUCUGUAAGGCUGUGAGCCUUCUGAUUUGAGAGAAUUAA